GGGAGAGGAGGGCGGUGUAGGCGGUGUAGGCGGUGUAGGCGGUGUAGGCGGUGUAGGCGGGCGCAGAGGGCUCAGCCAUGGCAUACGGUCCAUUGGCGCAAUGCGCCUUCAUGUCAGGGCCAUCGCCCUUCAAAAAGAAGGCCCCGCCUGGUGAAGAGAAGAAACAGUUCAAGGACUUGUUGCCGCCGUGGAAACCACCAGACAGAUGUGAGGCACCACCACCUGGUUCCUUCAUGCUGUACUGCUUCGACAUGGAAGAAAUCAAGGAUCCCAACGCCACCAGUCGGUCAUUGCCACUGGAUGAGAUGUCCCAUGUCACUUUUGGAUCAUCACAGGAAGUAGAUGGCAUGGUGUAUGAUGGCAACAAAGGUGUGAGGCCAGAACACGCUGCUAUCUACUACAUGAAGAGCAGGUGGUUCCUGAAGGCAGUGAAUGGCCCAGUCACUGUUGAGAGCAUGACCCUGCAUCCCCACUUGAAGGAUUCAGAUGGCAAGCCUCCAAAGCGAUACACCUCAGCAAGUACCAAGAAGAUGGAGACCAUCGAGCCAAUGGAUGCCAAGAAGAAGCUCACUCGAGAGUUUUGUGUUUUCCGCUUGGGAGAUUCUGAGCGGCGCUUCUGGAUAGGAGGGCCUCUUCCGUUGGGAGAUGGAGAGGCAGAAGAGGCCGGAGCCACUGAGGGAAGAAAGAAGGAGAGGAAAGAGAGAGGUGAAAAAGCCGAUCGAGGUGAUCGGGGCGACCGAGGAGAGAGGGACCGAGGGGACCGAGGGGACCGAGGGGACCGAUGGGACCGAGGGGACCGAGGGGACCGAGACCACAAGGACAGGGACCACAAAGACCACAAGGAUCACAAGGAUCACAAAGAGCACAAAGAGCACAAGGAUCGAGAUCGGAAGGAAGACAGAGACCACCGGUCGCGGACGCGCAGCCGCAGCCGCAAGCGAAGACGCUGAGGGAUCUUUGUAUGAUCUUUGUAGCGUAGGGAAACGGCAGUGGACUAAUUCAGCCCACCAGUUCCGGAAUCUGUUUGGAGCAUCGGGCAAUCCGCAGCUGACAAAACUAUUUGGGCGAAAAAUGAUGGUGCAUAUCUUGGCAC
Molecule: messenger RNA, 1093 nt
Organism: Cladocopium goreaui
Lineage: Eukaryota; Dinophyceae; Suessiales; Symbiodiniaceae
Source: the annotation of a GenBank genome assembly